AGUUUGUUUCGCGCUCAUUUCUGUUUAGCUUGUCCCGCGAUUUUUCUUCGGAUCCAAUCAUUUUUGUCCCAACCUUUUUCAAGAAACGACGUGUUGGCCAUCCGGUGCAUCUGUACUUAGUUCACUUGUCCUAAAUUACACAUAUUUUACAUAUAAAACAUCAAAAUGUUCGAAGCACGUCUUGUAGCCAGUACCACCUUGAAAAAGGUCCUGGAAGCCAUCAAGGACCUCCUGAACGAGGCCACCUUCGACUGCAGCGAUUCCGGUAUCCAGCUGCAGGCCAUGGACAAUUCUCACGUUUCGCUGGUUUCGUUGUCGCUUCGUUCCGAUGGGUUCGAUAAAUAUCGCUGCGACCGGAACUUGUCCAUGGGAAUGAACCUGGCCAACAUGUCCAAGAUUAUGAAGUGUGCCAACAAUGACGAUACGGUUACCAUGAAAGCCCAGGAUAAUGCGGACACCGUUACCUUCAUGUUCGAAUCUCAGAACCAAGAGAAAGUUUCCGACUAUGAAAUGAAGCUGAUGAAUCUAGACCAAGAACACCUCGGAAUCCCGGAAACGGAUUACGCCUGUAUAGUACGAAUGCCUGCCAUCGAAUUUGCGCGUAUUUGCCGCGAUUUGUCCCAAUUUGGCGAAUCGGUGGUUAUUUCUUGCACUAAAGAAGGUGUUAAAUUCUCCGCAUCUGGCGAUGCCGGAUCGGCCAACAUCAAGCUGGCCCAGACUUCCUCCGUAGAUAAGGAAGAGGAAGCGGUGGUCAUCGAAAUGCAGGAACCAGUGACGCUCACUUUCGCCUGUCGUUACCUGAAUUCCUUCACAAAGGCCACGCCACUGUCCAGUCAAGUGCAGCUGUCCAUGUCGGCAGAUGUUCCCCUGGUGGUGGAGUACAAGAUCCAGGACUUGGGACACAUCCGGUACUAUCUGGCACCGAAGAUCGAAGAUGAUGAAAAUUAAAUUUUAGGCUCUUUUUGUAUUACUGAUAACGCUCCAUAACAAAGCGAUAGAUUGUAAGAAUCUUUAUGUUUUUAAUAAGGAUAUUGUAAAAUUUUCUCUAA
This is a messenger RNA of Aedes aegypti (yellow fever mosquito), 1049 nucleotides long. It is a transcript of the gene PCNA, whose product is annotated as proliferating cell nuclear antigen. Bases 166 to 948 code for a protein of 260 amino acids. The record is from RefSeq and is a predicted model, not a curated record. NCBI's taxonomy places the organism in Eukaryota, Metazoa, Arthropoda, Insecta, Diptera, Culicidae. The transcript is spliced from 3 exons. Gene Ontology annotation, molecular function: DNA binding; DNA polymerase processivity factor activity. Gene Ontology annotation, cellular component: PCNA complex. Gene Ontology annotation, biological process: translesion synthesis; mismatch repair; regulation of DNA replication.